Molecule: messenger RNA, 2067 nt
Organism: Catharus ustulatus (Swainson's thrush)
Lineage: Eukaryota; Metazoa; Chordata; Aves; Passeriformes; Turdidae
Product: atherin-like
Exons: 5
Coding region: 1-1275 (424 amino acids)
Molecular function (GO): protein binding; DNA binding
Source: RefSeq, a predicted model, not a curated record
AUGGCGGUGCCGCCGCCGCCGCCGCCGGGCCCCGAGCAGGCCCCGCGGUACCAGGAGUGGAUCCUGGACACCAUCGACUCGCUGCGUUCGCGCAAGGCGCGGCCGGACCUGGAGCGCAUCUGCCGCAUGGUGCGGCGGCGGCACGGCCCCGAGCCCGAGCGCACCCGUGCCGAGCUGGAGAAGCUGAUCCAGCAGCGCGCCGUGCUCCGCGUCUCCUACAAGGGCAGCAUCUCGUACCGCAACGCCGCCCGCGUGCAGCCGCCGCGCCGCCCGCCGCCGCCCGCUCGCCGCCCGCCGCCCGUCAGCCUCCGCGACACCGCGCGGCUGCUCGGCGGCGACGGCCGCCUCACCCGCGGCCGCCUGCAGGGCUCGGCCGCGCCCGGCGGCGCAGGGGGAGCGGCCGGGGCGGCCGCCGGGGCGGGCGGCGGCGGCGGAGCGGGCGGCGGGGCCCGGCCGGAGCGCACCCGGCUGGGCGCCAUCGCCACGGCCCGCGGGGAGCGUGGGUGCAGCUUUGGAUCCCCCGUUUUAUUGGGGGGCCUCCAAUUUUGGUGUCACUUUUUUGGGGUUCUCUGUGGGGUGACAUUAACGCCGCCCUUAUGGGGACCCCCCCUCCCUUCCCAGCCCCCCUGCAGCAGCAGCGAGGCCUCGGCACGGGAGGAGGAGGAGGAGGAGGAGGAUGAGGACGAGGAAGACGAGGACGGGACGGGCUCGGAGGCCUCGGAGGACGCUGGGCCCCCCCGGCAGCUGAACGGGGAGGGUCGAGGGGGGCCCCCCCUGCGCCCCCCGGGGCAGCCGCCCCCCGAGCGGCCCCCCCAGGCCAAGGCCUGCGCCCCGGGGGAGGGGGGCUGCCAGCACAUGGCCCCCCUCAAAAAGGAGGGGGCGUUUGGGCAGCCCGACAGAGCAGUGUCCCCGGCGCUGGCCGGGGCAGAGCCCUCGGUGCCGCUGUCCCCAGGCCGGCCGGGCCCCCAGGCCACCGAGGGGGCCCCGUUCAGCUGCACGGCCGGGCGCAAGGACAAGGCCGUGGAUCCGGUGGACUGGUCAGUGCGGGACGUGGUCGAGUAUUUCACCGAGGCCGGCUUCCCUGAGCAGGCUGGGGCCUUCCAGGAGCAGGAGAUCGAUGGCAAGUCGCUGUUGCUGAUGCAGAGGGCCGAUGUGCUCACGGGUCUCUCCAUCCGCCUGGGCCCCGCGCUCAAGAUCUACGAGUACCACGUGAAGCUGCUGCAGCGCAGCCACUUCCAGGACGAGGAGCCCCCCCCGGAGCCCUUCCCGGCCUGAGACCCCCCCCAAAUCCAGGGGGGCGCCCCCAGACCCGUGGGGACCCCCUGGGAUCCGGGAGGGCUCCUCCCUCCCCCCCCUGCUGCUGCACACAGAGACUUUGGGGGGUCCCACCCCGUGGUUUUGGGGGGUCCCACCUCUCUUUGAGGUGGUGCUGUCCCUAUUUGGGGGGGGGUCUCGCCUCUCUUUAGGGGCCCACCUCGAAUUUGGGGGGGGUUCCUGCUGUUGUUUGAGGGGUCCCACCUCACUUUGAGGGGGUCUCAUCUCUAUUUUGGGGGGGGUCUCAUUUCUCCCACCCCUCUUUGGGGCUCCCACCUCUCUCUGGGGGGUCCCACCCCUAUUUUGGGGUCCCACCCUUCUUUGAGGAGUCUCUCUUUUGGGGGGAGGGGCACUUCUGUAGGGGACCCCCCUCUUUUGAGGCAUUACCUCUCUUUUGGGGGGGUCCCACCCCUUAUUUGGGGGGGCUUCUCUUUGGGGGUGUCAUUUCUCCUUUGGGGGUGUCUCACCCCUCUUUUGGGGCGGCUUCUCCUUGUGGGGGACCCCUCUUUUAGGGGGUCCCCCCCUCUCUUUUGGGGGAUCACCCCUCUUUUUGGGGGGGAUCCCACACUCUGAGGGGGUCACCCCUCCUUUUGGGGGGUCCCCUCUCUCUGGGGCACACUCGGGGUGGGGGCACCCCACUCUUUGGGGGGGUCACCCCCUUUUUAGGGGAUCCCCCUUUUCUUUGGGGGGGGAUUUUUACCGCGGGGGGAGGGGGGGGGCUCUGCCCGGAGAUGUUUUAACCUUGCCCCAGCU